AAAUGGCAUUUUGCAAUGGAAAAAAACAUUUAAUUGGAAAAAGUUUGAACCAGCUCUAAUUAUAAUGUAUACAUGAAAGGAGGGUGAAUUAAAGUUGUACAGGCAACCUUAAUUUUGGUAUUUUCUAACUUCAGAGUGCUUGACUUCGAACCUUAAUAAUGUUCUUUUAAAAUAGUUCUGUUGUGUGUCAUUUUUAAAAAGCAAACUGAAAAAAAAAACCAGAAAUUCCAUCAUGUGGCAUCAUACUGACACCCAGAUGGAUUUUAGCAGGGUUGGAACCUUUAGAUCCAGCUCACAGACCUCUGCUGCUUGAGCUAAUGGAAUAACUGAUAGCAGUAGUAGGUUGUUAUCCUCUCUAUGGACCAGCACUAGAGGAGGCAAGGACACUCUGCUUUUGGGUUUUACAGAUAUUUGCUGGCAGAAGAAUGGUGAUUUUGAGUUUCAUUCUAGGCUCUGGAGGGGAGUGUGCUCUAGUAGGCACAUAAUCUUCUGCCCGUCUCCCCCACCCCAGCAUGACUUCUGCCCCAUUUUCCUCAUCUAGCCAGUCCCACUCUCCACUUCUCAGGCUUUGCAUCCCAGUCACAGUCUUCUAGACAAGGAAGUUCUAGUCUCACCUCUCCAGACUCCCCAUCCAGUACUAGUCUCCUUGCCCAGCUAUUCCUAGUUUCCCCAUCCUGGCGCCUCCUCUGAUGUGUUCUCUCCCACAUCCUGCCUCUGGUCAUGCCUUCCUAUCCCACAUUCUUUGUCCCCACUGGAUCCCAGUCCCAGUCUCCCUUACUGGGCUCAUCAUCCAAUCUUUGCCCACCUAAUUUUCCCAGUCUCCUUGCUCAGCCAGUCCCACUACCAUCUAAACUCCAAGUCCCAAUUCCCCUCAUCACCCAGUUAGGCUCCAGCCCUACCCCUACCCCAAGGCUCCUUGUCCCAAUCUACUUCCCCCACCUUCCCAGUAGGUUUUUUGUUUCUUCCUUCUGCAUUCGAAUGCAGCAGCUUCCUCCUCUUUUGUUCCCUGAACCAAGCGUGGGGAGGAGGAGGUUAUUGAGGUACAGUAGAAAAGAGUAGGAGAGACACAGGUCCCCUGCUCUCUAUUCAGUGCCCAGACCUGGCACGGUUUGCAGCAGGCCAGAGUUGCAAUUACAGGUAAAGUCCUGCUCCACGCUGAGCUGUAGCAUGCUCAGUGUGUACAGAAUCUAAGAAGUCUCUACUGAGCAUGUGUGAAGUACAGUUUUUCAAAAGCCUUAUAACUUGGCCAGAUUUGGUUGGAUUUUUACAGAGAUGGCAAAAGGAAUAUCCCUGACACCAAGGCCCCCUCCUGCUGAAUUUCAAGUCCCUUCUUCAAAGCAUGGGGUAGCUAGAGCUUUUCAAACAGAACAUCACCAGCAUUUUUAAUAUGGGUAAAACAAUGUAUUUUCCCCUAGUCUUGUUCUCAGAAAUGGUGGAACCAUUUUAGCUGAAAUUUUCCAAAAAGAAAUUCAGCCAGAGGCAGACACCCAGCAUGGAAAAUUUCAGGUUUGACAAAUUUAUAAGCAAUUGAAAACAGGGUCUUAUAAUGGGAAGUGUUGGACAAUCUUAGGUGGGACUGGUAUCACAUAAAAAGAGCUGGUAAGGGGAGGCUCGAUGGGUCAAGUUUCACUUCUGAAUCCAACUGGGAUUGGUAAAUGACUGAAAGUAAAUCGAUUGGUGGUUUCUGUAUAGUAGACAGGGGACCAGAUCCCCAAAAGUCCUUCCUUAGUCACCUUAGUUGGCAUUAAUUGGCACCUGCGGGCAGUCUACACAGAAAGAUCAAGAACUCAGUGGCUAUGAAGUGUGAUGUGCUCUCAUUCUAGAAGUGGUCCCUCAGAGUAUGGCUGAGGCACAGUGGCAGGGCAGUGUGGAAAGGCUGCUCUACUGUGCCCCUGCUGGACCUUUCUUUAGUUCUUCAAUACUAAAGAAAUACUAAAUUUCAACAAUACUAAUUCACUUGAAAAAUAACCCAAAACCUCAAAGAACUAGUCAUCAGUUUAGGAAAUUUUUAAAAUAAAUGUCUUAAAUACCCUAAAUAUGUCUCUAGUGAAGAAAGAUAUUACAUUUAUUUUUUUAAAAUUAGAGAUGGGGCUGAACUAAAGUCCUAUAUCCAAACCAUAAACUUGGAUUUGAAGUCACAGCUUGAACUUCUUUCUAGAAAGGACUGAAUCCAAGCACCUUGAACUUUGAUUUAGACCCAGAUUUCAACCCCACCUUAUUCUCCAUGUUUGGGAAUAUUGAGAUCCGUCAUUUUAGGAUAUGUCUAUACUAUGAUUUAAAAAAACCCAUGGCCCUGAGUCUCUGAACCUGGACUCUAGCCCAGCAGUUCUCAAACUUCAUUGCACUGCGACCCCCUUCUGACAACAAAAAUGACUACACAACACUAGGAGCAGGGGCCUGAGCCUGCUCGAGCCCUCCUGCCCCGAGUGGGUGGGCCCAAGCCCAAGGGCUCCGGCCCGAAGCAGAGGGCCUGUAACUUGAGCCCUGCUGCCCAGGGCUGAAGCCCUUGGGCUUCAGCCCCAGGCAGUGGGGCUCGGGCUUCAGUCUCGGGCCCCAGCAAGUCUAAGCCAGCCCUGGUGACCCCAUUGAAAUUGGAUCGUGACCCACUUUGAGAUCCCGACCAACAGUUUGAGAACCGCUGCUCUAGCCUGAGCCCAAACGUCUAAACUGCAAUUUAAUAGCCCCCGAGCCAGUUGCAGCUGUGCUGUGGGUCUUUUAUUGCAGUAUGAGCAUACCCUUAGGGGCCAAACCAAUGCUCUUUGACAUUAAUGAGAGUCUUUCUAUUACUGAUUUCAGUGGGCAUUGGAUUGGGCCUUUAGUUCUGCCUAUUCAUUAGGUACACAGGUCAGAGCUAGAGUUUUGGUUCAGGUCCACUUUUUGUUUCCUCAGAGAAAGUAUAUAUUUAAACAUUAAAAACCAGCUUCUGCAAAAUAUUACUUGUUUAAGAUCUACUAUCCCUUUAUUGCAUUCAUAUUAGACUAUGCAAAAGAAUUUAAGGAUGCAGAAGGUUAUGCUUGAGUUGCCUUGGCAGAGUAGACUGCAUAGGCCCUGCUUUAUCCUCUGAAUCACUCCAGUCAAUUCCAUCAUUAUUCUGUGUUAAUUCAUACUGAAAAAAUCCAUCCUCAAUGUGUCCUCAGUUAACGUGGUAUCUUGUGUAAAGGAAAUAAAUAAUUAUUUUUUCAACUCUUAGGGGAAAGUUAUCACUUUAGAAAACAACCUGUCAUUUAAAAUUCUUUUUUUAAUUUAUGUCUGCUGUUUGGAUUUAAUUACAAUUUAAAACAUGUGCCGUGCUAAGUAAUAAAUACAGCAAUAUAGCCACAUUCUAUUUCAAAUUAAAAUGCACAAAUUUAAUGACUCUUCUGCUAAGAGCAAUUAAUCAUGAAUUCUUUCUAGUCUUUAUAAGGGCAACACUUAAUCAAGCAUACAAAUUACUAGUGUCCAUCCUUCAGAGAAAUGAACUGUGUUAAAAUUCAAGCAAACAUUUUCCGACUGUUCAUACAAAGGGUUGCAUAAGACAGUCAUUGUGUUGCCACAAAACUUUCCCCAUGAUUUGCUGCUGAUCAGCAUAUACUUCACCUCUUUUCCUCCAAUUAAAAAUUGCAAACAGAAAAGCUUUCCAGCACUAACAGACCCACGUGUCUCCUCAUAGAUGUGGAAAGUCACAUGUUUCAGGAAUGGCCAGACACCCCACUCUGGUACAGUAUAAAAGCAAUGUUAGUCAUUGUCUCUCAUUUUUAAUAGCUCUCCUUUCAUGGUUCUAAUUUUGCCAUUAGGAACUAAACAUUACAGGAACUUUCCUUUUAGCAUAGUGUAACCAAUAAAGAUGGAUCUCCUUCAUAGUAAUGGUGUGCUUAUAAUUCAGCAUUUACAGAAGGAUUACAGGUCUUACCAGGAUUUUCUAAAUUUCAUGUCACAAGUAGGAGAUCCCCGGAAUAUAUUUUUAAUAUAUUUUCCUCUUUGGUUCCAACUUAACCAAGUGGUUGGUACUAAAAUGAUAUGGGUGGCAGUCAUUGGAGAUUGGUUCAACCUCAUAUUUAAAUGGAUUUUAUUUGGCCAUCGUCCAUAUUGGUGGGUCCAAGAAACAAUGAUCUAUCCCAAUCAAUCGAGCCCAUGUCUUGAACAAUUUCCUAUAACAUGUGAAACUGGGCCAGGAAGCCCAUCUGGCCAUGCCAUGGGCUCUUCUUAUGUCUGGUAUGUAAUGGUAACAGCAGCACUUAGCUACACGAUGAGGUGGAAAGAUGAAUCUGCAAUUACACUGCACAGACUUACCUGGUCAUUCCUCUGGAGUGUGUUUUGGAUUAUUCAGAUCAGUGUGUGUGUCUCUAGAGUAUUCAUAGCCACACAUUUCCCACAUCAAGUUAUUCUUGGAGUAAUUGGUGGAAUGCUUGUUGCUGAAGCAUUUGAACAUACCCCUGCUAUCCAGACAGCGAACUUGAGAACGUACAUCAAGACAAAUUUGUUUCUAUUCAUCUUUGCUCUUGGCUUUUAUCUGCUUCUCAAACUUAUUGAUGUUGAUCUUCUAUGGUCCGUUCCAAAGGCAAAGAAAUGGUGUGCCAAUCCAGACUGGAUAAACAUUGACACAACUCCGUUCGCUGGACUGGUGAGAAAUUUAGGUGCACUCUUUGGGUUAGGUCUUGGCAUUAAUUCUGAAAUGUUCAUCAUGAGCUGUAAAGGUACAAAUGGAUAUAAGAUGAGUUUCAGACUACUGUGCAUAGCUGCUUCUUUAGUUACCUUGCAGCUGUUUGAUUUUAUCAAGUUACCCACACAUACUGAGUAUUUGUUUUAUGUUCUUUCUUUUUGUAAAAGUGCAGCCAUACCUCUUACUGUAGUUGCCUUGAUUCCGUACUGCAUGCACUUGUUAAUGAGGCCAACUGAAAAGAAGUUAAAUUAGAUGAACUUUAAAAUGUGGGUGCAUUUAGAUACAGGUGGUGUUCUGUGACCCACUACAUAGGUAAUUAUUUUGGUACUCCAUUCUGAACAGUGGUGGGUGUCACUGUGUGUUUGAUGUGCUCCCGGUAAAUCCCAUGCCCAAAGGCAGUACAUCCAGGAAUGACACUGUCAUGUCAGAACCACUGAUUGGCUUGCAUUUUGACUUCAUUCCCAGAAGUACUGCAAGGAUUGACAAUGCAGUAUGGCUGCCUAACACCACUGCGGGUAUACACAUGUUUUGAUGCGUGUUGGGAUUAGCCACAGUUUGUAGAUUUUCUAGUUCUUGUACACUUUCAGUUGGAUGGUGCUUCAUCUCCCAUAUCAUCAUUUCAUUCCACUUUCCAUUUUAUAUAUAUAUAAAUGCUGCAUGUUAAUCUGCUGGAAAAUUAGGUGUGAAAAAAUCACACUAACUCAACCACAUGAAUACAGCCAUGUAGUGUGGUGAAGUUCUGUAUAGUUUGCCAAACUUUAGAUUUAACUUAGUGUUUUCUGAGCGAAGCAUCUUCUGAAUCAGGAAAGAAGAAGAAAAUAUUUUUAAAAAGAUUAGUCUGAAAUAAUUUAAUUUCAGUCCACUUGAUUCUAUUUCUAGGGCUAUUGACAGAGCAGAUAACUUUGUAUUGAUAUGUUGCUUUUUGUAUUUUUCUUUCAAAAAUAACUAAAUGCAAAAUCUUGAAAUGAAAAGGCAAUAAAUUCUAUUUACUAAAACUAC
Messenger RNA from Gopherus flavomarginatus (Mexican gopher tortoise), 5638 nucleotides. RefSeq names its product glucose-6-phosphatase catalytic subunit 2 (gene G6PC2). Lineage: Eukaryota; Metazoa; Chordata; Testudines; Testudinidae. Gene Ontology annotation, biological process: glucose 6-phosphate metabolic process; gluconeogenesis. Gene Ontology annotation, molecular function: glucose-6-phosphatase activity. The transcript has 5 exons. Gene Ontology annotation, cellular component: membrane. Bases 3824 to 4891 code for a protein of 355 amino acids. The record is from RefSeq and is a predicted model, not a curated record.